Molecule: messenger RNA, 5174 nt
Organism: Linum trigynum
Lineage: Eukaryota; Viridiplantae; Streptophyta; Magnoliopsida; Malpighiales; Linaceae
Source: the annotation of a GenBank genome assembly
UAGAAAUAUGUAACUGGAAACAGAACGUGAAACCCCAACCUAAGAUCCAUAAUAUUUUAGUGGAUUAGAAAACUUGUCUACCCACGAUUGGUCUUCACAUAAAACGAUUUUUCUUCCUUCUUCCACCUCUCCUUCUUCCUCUGCAUUUCAUUUCAUUCAUUCUAGAGAAACAGAAAUAGCAGCAGAAGUAGAAGUAGUGUUGGGAAAAGGAAGUACCAGGUUUUCGAAGCUCAAGCGAGGAACCGGGGGCGGAGCUAGGUGGUACUUCGGGUGGGCCCCGGCCCCCCGAGAUUUUUGAAAUCACGUACAAAAUUCUAUCGAGUUUUGAAGAAUUACGUAUAAAAUGAAGAUUAGUAUAAAUACAAACUGUGUGCAAUAAUGAAGCAUAUUAUUUGUGUGUAGUCCAGCGGAGCAUAAGUUGAUUGUUGUCAUUCAUGGUCUUGGUUUGAAACCUGUUGGCAGCAAAUUUUAUUGAUUUUUUAACCUUCUUAACUGACUGUGAUAAAAAAUCAUAUUUAAUUGUCUUUAACCUUCUUAAUUGAGCGUGACAAUGACCAUAUUAAUUUUCUAACCUUGUUAAUUUAGUUUUACCAUGAAGCAUAAAUUACAAAUAAAUUAUAAAUAAUAGUUUUGGCAUUUUCAUUAUCUCAAAUAUUACAAAUAAAUUAUAAAUAAAUACAAAUAUUAAUUAUAUUUUAUGAUAUAUUUUCUUCUACAUAUUACACUUUCUAAACUCCUCCCCCCCCCCCCCCCCUCGACGGUCAAAUCCUGGCUCUGCCCCUGCGAGGAACCAAGAAAAUGGCGGUGGCUUUUUGCGUGUCUUUCUCCUCCUCUACCAAGUCUUGUGCUUCACCACUUCCUCCCUCCAUCACUUGUUCUCCCUCUCUCACUCAAAGUCACUAAGCCUUGAUCUUUCCUCUUCUACUGCUAAGCUACUACAGCAUUCUCCAAGUCUUCUCCUAAUGAAGUUUUUUUGUUAGUAAGGAAGUUUAACAUAUGAUGGUGGCAAUGGCAUAAUAUGGUAUCUAUGUUUCUGUUAGAAACACGUUUUCUAAGGAAAACGGUUUCUAUAUUAUCAUUAUUAUUAGGUUUUAUUAAAUAUCUUAGUAGUCUUUUAGUAGAAUUAGGUUUAGUAUUAGGUUUUCCUAUCUUUCGUUAUAAAUAUGUACUUUGCGUUUUAUUCAUAAUCAAGCAAGAACAAUUAUUCAGAAAAGUAUCUCAAAUCCUAAUCUACCUAAUCUCUCUCAACUUCGUCACCUAUCCCUAGGCCGUCGGCCAUUCUUCUACUCGAUCCCUAAUUUCCUCUUCUAAAUCCCUAAUCCCCAAUUCUGUUCUUCCCCAAUUCUAUUUCAAUCCCUAAAUAUCUAUCAAUUCCCAAUCUUAUCACUCGAUCGUUAGAACCCUAGAAAAAGGUUUCUAACAUCUGGUAUCAGAGCCCGGUUUCGAGAAUUGAGUUUUUCACAACUCUCAACCGGGGACGAGUUUUACAACUGGUUCGACGAUGAGCUCUUCAAGGCUCUCGGACCUGUCAUGGGCGGAACUGCGGGAACAGGCCCGCCGCAUCGGACGUCGUGGGAUCCCCCGAGGAGCUACCGAUCGCACAGGAGGAAGUGAUGCCUAAGGAGACUGACGGAGAACUACCUCCGCAGCUCUCAAACCUGUCGUGGGCAGAGCUGCAUGAACGGGCUCGGCGCAUCGGCCGUCGUGGGAGCUCUGAGGAGCUACCGACCGGGAAUGCCGCCACAGCAGAAGAGCUACUGUCGGGUGUGCAGGUUGACUCAGAUGGUGAAGUUGAGAGGCGAGCAGAGCAAUCAGACGUGGAAGAUGUUUUGGCAAUCGAGCCGCCAGCAACGGAAGAGCCUCCAAACGUCACCAACAAAUGGAAGCAGCUUCCCUCGAACACCGUUGAUGACAAUUCGAAGACUGCAAUACCCUCGGUCGGGACAAAGCAGCCUUGUACUAUGGAGGCUGAAGCACAUCCGGAAGAGGGAAAAUUCGAUGGUAGUCCGGCUCGAGCGCAUCACAGAGAAAGCUGGGCGUUCAUAAGUUCACCCCCACCACCACAGAGGCGACCACUCGAUGCUCAGCGAACGUCGACCGCCGGGAAGAGGAAGCCGGGAGUGGGCGGGUCGUACCGUCGGAGGACUGGGUUGCCGCCUAGGACGGGAACACCGGGGAAGGACUGGAAGAUGAAGAAGAGACUCGCCACCAUGGGGACGAACUCGAGGGAGGAGUCCGGAUCCAGAAUUGACAGGGUACGUUAUGCAGAGGUGCCGGAGCGUCGAAACGCGCGCGGAACGCGACCAUUGGCGGUGGGUUUCGUCGCGGCGUCGAGUGGAGGUGAAGCAAAGUCGGGGGUGGAUCUAGAGGAUGACUCGUCGAUGGAGUGGGAGGCUAGGACGGAAUCGGGCUCGCCACUAGAGGAGACGAAGAGGAAUGAGGAAGGCGGCAGCGAUGAAUCUUCCUUCAUCGCGUCGUUGGACGGGCAGGCGCACACGCCGGCGGGAGUCGUGGAGACGGCGCGGCCGACAAGCAGAGGGGUGGCUGAUCAGGUGGUUCGCCACGAGAAGAAAGGGAAAUCAUGGAAGCCGGUGGCGGCCAUCGACGAGGAGGUGAUGUCGGAUUCACGAUGGGCGUCCCGCCGGAGGAGCUAUUGGCCUGAGAAGAGGACGAAGAGGGAGAUGGAGGAGGACGGCAGAGACUGCUCCCUUCUCCCGAACCCUAGCUCGCCCACAUUGGGCUGGCCGUACCAGCAGCCAUUGUUGGGCCGAGUGAUGCGGGCCGUAGGCUCUAAUGGGCUCAAUGGAGUGGUCUGGUUUGAGGAAGGCACAAUGCAGACUGGGUUGACCUGCGAGAAGGGGUUAGUGGGCCUAAUUCUUGGGUCACAAAUGGGCCAGUUUGGCAGUGGGGUGACAAGGAUAGAGGGAGUUGCUGGGCUCGACUCGGGCCAUGAGAGUCAGGAAGGGUGUGAGCCCAACAUGGGCCGUGGGUUGAGAAAUGUGAAAUGGGAAGAAGGGUUUGGAGGCUUAGUGGGUGGGCUUUCAAGGAAGAAUAGCCCAGAAGCAAUUGGAGAAGUUUUAAUACAGGCUUGUGAGCCUUCUCCAAGAAAGAAGUUCAGGGGCCUUGAGGAAUUGGCACUUAAUGAUAGAUUCCUAUACGAGAAAGUAUCCUUAACUUCUGUAAGUGGUUGGAGCAAGAUGACAACAAGAGAGAAGUUGCUGAAGUUCAAAGCUAUUAGUGGGCCGAUAGGAGUGAAAGUCAAAGAAUUAAAUCAACACAAGAAAGUCGGUGGAAGAAGCCCAAUAUCGGAGUUGGGGCACCAUUGGAAGAAACGAAAGCGCGAGAAAUGGAGGAGUCAGCGUGCGGAUUGCGCGGGAAGGAAGGAAGAGUCGGUCAAGUCGGUCAACCUUGAGGGCAAGGUUGAUCUCAAGGGGGAUGGGAUGUUAGAAACACGUUUUCUAAGGAAAACGGGUUUCUAUAUUAUCAUUAUUAUUAGGUUUUAUUAAAUAUGUUAGUAGUCUUUUAGUAGAAUUAGGUUUAGUAUUAGGUUUUCCUAUCUUUCGUUAUAAAUAUGUACUUUGCGUUUUAUUCAUAAUCAAGCAAGAACAAUUAUUCAGAAAAGUAUCUCAAAUCCUAAUCUACCUAAUCUCUCUCAACUUCGUCACCUAUCCCUAGGCCGUCGGCCAUCCUUCUACUCGAUCCCCAAUUUCCUCUUCUAAAUCCCUAAUCCCCAAUUCUGUUCUUCCCCAAUUCUAUUUCAAUCCCUAAAUAUCUAUCAAUUCCCAAUCUUAUCACUCGAUCGUUAGAACCCUAGAAAUAGGUUUCUAACAGUUUCAGAAAAGCAUAGCAAAGUCAAAGCAGUUCAUUAGGAGCCCUCCAAUAGGUAAUUCAUUCCAGUUUCGAGUUUCGACAAUGUAAACAAAUGCUGGUAGUUACUUCACUGCUGUUCAACCCACACUAUGGCCUCUUUUGACCAUCUCUUUUUACAGUGUUCAGCAUUUGCCACAAACUUGUGUUCAUUACACUAACAAAUAUCAGAAAGAUGAGAAAAGAACUUAACAUAUUUUCAAUCUAAAGAGCGGCCAAAAGAAUAAUCAAAGCAAUUCAAUAAUAGCUGUGUAAUUACUGUAUAAGCUAUACCUAAGCCCAUGGAUCAUCCCAUCCUUUGCGGUCACCUCCACUGAUGAAAUCGAUGAUUGCCUUCCAACCUGAUCAACUCUAUUUGAAAGGGAUUGAUUCCCAUGCUCGAUUUCAACUUUCUUUGCCCCUCCCAUUAUUCUUCACAGCCUGUUCCUCCUCAUCUCACAAUGGACAAAAUAAGGUUUUGAUUAAAGACAUGAAGAAAAUUUGAGAAAUUGCAGAAGAAUCAAAGGGAACUCACAUAAUCCGGAGAAAGUGGUCCAGCCGGAAAUAGAUUCCACAAUUGUGGCACUGCUUUCAUAUUUGCAAGAAGGUGUUUGAGUCGAAGCUCCAAGAAGAAGACAUCGAAAAGAACACCCUUUCGCAGUUGCUCCUCCCCAUCAUAAAUGGUGGAUUCUCACUCUCUAUGGAGUUCGGAAGAUUGAGGAAGGAUAAAAGUGAUUGGGGUAUGGGAUUGAUUAAAGCCAAGAAGGGAGAGAUGAAGAACUGAAUUGAAGUUGUAGACGAAAAAAGAAAAAUCGACGGAGAGAAGAGAGAAGUCCACACUCAAAGAGUAAGAGCCAAUAUAGAAAAAUCAUGGGAGGAGGCGUGUUGGAGUAGGUUAUGCAGAGGUUGCAACAUCGAGAAGCAAACCAGCAGAGGAUGGGAGAUGACUGAAGCGUGGCGAUUGCGGAUUUUUGGGGUGAGACGGAGAUACGAAAAGCAUGGCCACCUCUAAUUGAUGAUGCAAUGUGGCAGAGGCUUUUCUGUUCUUUGACAGUGGACAUACGCUGUUGGGCAAGGGAAUGGCUUCUGGUCACAUAAAAAUAAAGGCUUGCGGAUUUCGGGGUAAUGUCGCAAAGGAAGGCAUGGUCGACUGCUGCGAAACAGGGAAGGUACUAUUGUGUGGGAAGCUGUAUAUUAGAAGCCCUUUUUCUCGUUGCUCACAAAACUUUAAGGAGUGAAACAGUGUUAAGAAAGUAGGGAGGAAAAGCGUACCCAGCUUUCAUGUUUUAUAUAAUGUAUAAUCCGGUUAUUAAAGUAACAAAUACUCU